Messenger RNA from Aedes albopictus (Asian tiger mosquito), 4149 nucleotides. RefSeq lists its product as uncharacterized. Gene Ontology annotation, molecular function: zinc ion binding. NCBI's taxonomy places the organism in Eukaryota, Metazoa, Arthropoda, Insecta, Diptera, Culicidae. The coding region runs from base 158 to 1318 and encodes 386 amino acids. The record is from RefSeq and is a predicted model, not a curated record. The transcript has 4 exons.
GAAUUUGACACAAACUUUUUUUACACGGAGACAUCUAGCGAGAAUAAGAUGAACUAAUGAAAAAAGUGGCCGCGUUGAUUUCGCUGCAGCUCAGCGAACGCGAUUCGGAAUUUUCACGGAAAGUUCUCAUUGUUCCCGCGAAGUGACCGGAAUAAAAAUGGAACCUGCCGAAAGAAAACAAAAUUCUCUUUCCUCUGAAAACGAGCGGAAUGAUUCCAGAGAUGUUGACAUCAGUUUGGGAGACAUACUGGAUUAUGUCGGUGAUUCCAUCAGACCGCUUCGAGAAGGCCAGACCGUUUUUCAGUCGGGUCAUGUUGUAUGCAUCGGGUAUACUAAGUCAGCUGCGCAUUUGGAAAUAAGCGGAUUUGUGCUUCAGAGCUCCCAUCCGGGAGAUGUCCCACACGAGGUGGAUCUUCAAAUCUGGCCCGAUUAUCGCCAGUGGGUACUACGAUGCUCAUGUAAGGCAGGAACUGCUAGAUGUAAGCAUAUAAUCGCAUGCUUGCUCCACCUUGAAAAAGCUGGAGCAGUGGAGUAUUUGACGUGUACGAGCUCCCGGCAAGCAUGGGGAAUAAGUAAGGCUGAGAAAACGCAUUUGUGGAAAGCAAAGCGGAUUAUGGAUCUGUGUUGCGUCCGGAAACCAUCCACACCUGUUGAGGUUGACAUUUCUAAGAAGGCUGAACUCCUUAGAGAAUCGUUUCGGCGUAUUUUGGAAGUUUCACCAACGUCUGCCAUCCAAAAACAUAUCACAGGAAGAGAACUGAGCUGUCCUAGGCCUGCUUCUGGACCACUGCAGAACAUAGAUAUGAAUAUAUACAUCACCGAAUACGAGCUACGCGAUCUUCUUGUCGAUUGCGAUCAUCUUGCAGGCUGGGAUUCAAACGCAUCCAGCAGCUCGAGAGACGAUUUAGACAAUUUCAAAGCCUUCUACGAGAAGAAAGUUGUGAAAACAGUAGCGGAAAUCAUUAAAAUAUGCGAGCAGACUAAGUGUCAAGAUAACAACGCAUGGAGAUUACACAGGUCUAUUAGAGUCACAGGAAGUUCAUGCUAUGAACUAUUUACAUAUUCGAAAAAUAAGAAUCCUGAUUGGACUAAGAAGAUUCAAUCAUAUCUGAAUCCAAAACCACUUCAUACAAAAGCAGUUCAGUAUGGAAAAGAUAUGGAACAAGCUGCGUUUAGUUGCUACAAAGAAAAACGAAAUCCUUUGAUAAAAAAAUGUGGAUUUGUUGUGAGCCCGGAGAAUUCCUGGAUGGGAGUUAGCCCUGAUGGCAUAGAUCCGCUUAACAAAGUAGGGUGGGGCGGGGCAAGAUGGGUCGCCUAAGGAUGGAUCAUCAUAACUUUGUAAAUACAAAUCGGAUUGGUUUGCAUUCGUUCGCUACUCUUUAAUACACUAGUUAGCUAUGCUAAAAGUCGAUAAAAAGUUCAUUAAAUACAAAAUAUGAUGUUAAACAAACCGUUUUAAAAAGUGAUCGAUUUUGCGCCGUGAAAAACGUGCGGGGCAAGAUGGGUCACCUUUUAAGUAAUUCACAUUUUCUCAACGAAAAACGUCAAAAUAUAAGAUUUGUUCCGCAUUCAUAUAUGCUCAAUAUCCAUACUGAGUAAACAAGAGCUACUAGUAAACAUUUUAUAAAUUUAUUUGGAAUAUAAAAAACUUUACGAUUUGAGUGUUUCUGAGGCGACUUGAAAAUCGAUGUUUUCACUAAAAAAUUAUCAUAAUUUUAUGUUAUAAUUUUGAGCGUUCAUUCCGCUUGAUUGAAGUCAUUUAUGAGAUAGUCUUGUAAUAAAAAAUAAAUAACUUUUGAAUGCUCCAAAAAUACGUUCAAAAUUAUAGUUGACCCAUCUUGCCCCGCGGCCGUUUAUAUGGAGAUUAUAUGGAAUGUAUCGCAUAAGAAAAAUGGCUAAAAACCAUUUUAUUUUUUAUUUCCAAUGAGAGUGAAUAAUGUUUCAAUCAAUGCCCCAAACUUUUGUAUAUUCAUGCUGGUCAUCUAACAAAAUUAUUAUCAUAAUCAAAACAUGAGUAAUGCGCCCGAAAAUGGCACUGACCCAUCUUGCCCCGCCCCACCCUACUCUUAGAAAUUAAAUGUCCGUUGAAAGGGGCUGAACACAGCAUCGAAUGGUUGAUUAACGAAUGUCAAGCUACAAAGUGCUAUGUCAAACAAGUAAACUCAGUAUUAGAAAUUAAUCGAAAACAUAAAUACUAUGCCCAGGUACAAUUAGGAAUGCACAUUUUGAAUAUACAAAAGUGUGAUUUCAUUAUUUUUUCCAAAUACGAAGGAAAUUUUGCAGUAGUAGAAAUCGAUUAUGAUAAAAACUUUUCCAUUAAUCUAGUCAAUACACUGCGUGCUAUUUAUUUUACAUAUAUUCUGCCACAAAUCGCAACCAAAGAAAAAUAGUAUAUCUAAGCAAAUAAGACAGAAAAAAAUGUUGCACUUUGAUAAAUAUGCAAGAGAUACCAUCAUUCAAUUUUUCGUGUGAAAAAUAAAAUAUGACAAUGAGCAAUAUUUCAUAUAUAUUUUUUUAUUCACGCUUUAAUUAAUUAAAUGAAUACGAAAAUUUCUAACAGAAAUAGAAAAAUGGUUAUGCAGCUACAUUUUGUUAGUUGGGAUGCUGGGUGUAAGUAAUAAAAGUAAUGAUGUUUGCUUAUCCAAAUGUGUUUAUUUUCGACAAACAAAUGAACAAAUUAAAACAAUAAAUUAUUGUUGAUAGAAGUGUAACAUGGGAUGUGCUAAAACUUGUUGUCGCGCAAUAUAGGGGAAGACAAAUUAACUAUUGCACAAAUUACUAUCAUUAUUUUAUCAAUUGUCGGAAGCACUGAUGCUUCGAUUGUGCUAUUCAUUAUUCCGAAAAGUUUGACACGUUGAAUUACACGUUCAACAUGUAUUCUUGCUUUUGCAAUACUUUCAUUUAGUACGGCCUCACGAGUUGUUAAACGUUCUCCUCGGAGAAAUGGUGGAAUGUGUAUCUUUACUCCUUUUGCCAAACAUUCAUUUUCAAUGCUAAAUCCCUUAUCUACCAUAAUCUCGUCUUUGUACGCAUCAAAAAGACAAAUUACAUUUUCUUCAUUGAAAAUUUGUUUAUCCGAAGCCUUCCCACUAAAGGCUUUACUGACGAAGCUUAUUAGACCUGCUGGUGUGGUCCCUAUUAGAAAUUUUACGGUUCUUUUGCCCUUGUAGUUGGAAUAGCAAGAAAUGCAACAGUUAAUGCAUUUUAGGCUCGUCACAGGCACUUCUGUGCAGUCAAAAAUGACUCGCACUUUUUCAAAUUUUCCUCGAAAGCACAAGGGAAUAUUACGCUCGAUUUCAUCCUGUUCUGGCCAGUAUAUAAAUUGUUGCAGAAUUUCUGCUAGUACAUGAAUAGUUUGAUUAAAAUAAUCCGAUACAGUCGAAGGCGAUACACCAAACAAUGUUGACAAAGCAGCAAACGAAAUAUUUUGUUUCAGCUUUGUCAAAGUUAGGAUGACACGAUCGACAGUGUGCGUUCGUAAUUGUUUUCGGUAUACCUGAUCUUCAACCGUUUUAACAGAAACACAAAUAGCAUCUAGCUGUUUCAAUGAGGAGACACCUGUCCAUAUAACAGCGUCCUUAUCGCACUCAAUUAAUGUCGUUAGAGUGGCCCUAUUUCCAAGUUUACGUAUUUUCUUCUUGGCCUCUUUUAUAAAUGGUGGGAUUGAUUGGUUCAGAUCUUGAUUUGAUUUUUCGCCUUCGAUGUUCUGUUGAGAUGUUGAAAAUGAGUCUUCUUUAUGCUGAGGUGUUUUGUGAUCACUACUGAAAUCAUUCGUCGGCGCGUUCAUGGUGGAUGCAUCGAUUUCGCCAGCAGCUACAGUAGGCUCAGUAACCGACUCAGGUCUUCCAAAAUCCUCAUUCGCAUGAUUGUCAGUUAAUUCAUGUUCGGCAUCUGAUAAUUGCGUCAACGUAACAAUAGAGUCAUCUGUAGACCUGUUAGAAUCGGGUUUGAGUCGUAGUCUGUUCUUAGAAGAACUUACAGGGGAGGUGGUCCUUGGAGGUAAGUACUGGGACGGAACAGCAUCCGGUUUUAAGCGCUUUCCUCCUAAAAUGGAAUAGAUGAAAAUAAGAAUUGUAAUGUAGAUAUGCUUAUUGCAGUAUGGUAUUGAUUCUUCAAAAUACAUAUUGUUAAAGAGUAUCACGGACAAAC